Messenger RNA from Amphiprion ocellaris (clown anemonefish), 2072 nucleotides. It is a transcript of the gene zranb1b, whose product is annotated as zinc finger, RAN-binding domain containing 1b. Gene Ontology annotation, molecular function: cysteine-type deubiquitinase activity; K63-linked polyubiquitin modification-dependent protein binding. Bases 483 to 2072 code for a protein of 529 amino acids. The record is from RefSeq and is a predicted model, not a curated record. NCBI's taxonomy places the organism in Eukaryota, Metazoa, Chordata, Actinopteri, Pomacentridae. The transcript is spliced from 6 exons. Gene Ontology annotation, cellular component: nucleus; cytoplasm. Gene Ontology annotation, biological process: cell migration; protein deubiquitination involved in ubiquitin-dependent protein catabolic process; cytoskeleton organization.
GUGACUGUAACACGGCCCAGAGCUCUCUGCUCUCCCUCGUAGUGUAUUUUUCAGCCCUGCCUCGGUUGCUUCCCUUCCCCUGUGCCGCCAUUAAAGCCCGUCAGCUUGGUGUUUGGAAAUCGGGGAACAGGACCAAAAUGAUUUAAAGCGUCCAAACCGACGGUCGAGGGACGGGACUGAUGGGGGGGAGGGUUUCUCGCUCCGUGGUAUGUAUGGACCUUCAACUGCCAACUAAACGGCGCCCCACAGAAGUAAAUAUGCGGCUAGUGUCGUCCAAGUGAGAGAAGCCCGAGUUCGGAUUGGAGUGGGUUUCUCCGAUCCGAGGGGGAAGCUCCGUUUGUUUUGGCUGCAGCGGGGGGCCGAGGAGUGUAAACACAGCAAAGCAAAGUCUACUGCUUGCUGUGUGAUCUCCUUGAGAGUGGAUCUGCCGAGCUGAGAGUCCCUCUGAACGGCAGGAAGCCUCCCUUAGCGGCGGUGCGACGAUGACAGAGCUGGUUGCCAAGUGGGCCUGUGAAUACUGCACAUACGAGAACUGGCCAUCAGCCAUCAAGUGCACCAUGUGCCGCGCUCAGAGGCCCAGCGGGGGUGCCAUCAUUACUGAGGAGCCCUUCAAGAGCAGCCCUGCCCUGGAUGCCAGUCUGCAUCAGUGGGACCCUGCAGGCCUUAGCAACAGCCCAUCUCAGGGGGGAUCCAGCCUACUCAUUUGUCCAGACUCCAGUGCCCGACCCCGCGUUCGCAUUGCUGACGUACCUGAGACUAGUAGCAAGUGGUCGUGUCACAUGUGCACCUACCUGAACUGGCCUCGGGCUAUCCGUUGCACACAGUGCCUGUGUCAGAGGCAACAGGCUCAACAACAGCAGCAUGGACAGCAUGCAACCCAUCAAGGACAUCAUACCCAGCAGCCACGCAGCCCCACAGAAUCACCCCAGACCUCAGGCUCUGGAUGCCGCCCUACUCUCCCCGCCGCCACUACAGACCCUUGUGAGGAAUAUAAUGACCGUAACAGGCUCAACACCCAUACACAGCACUGGACCUGCACUGCAUGCACUUAUGAGAACUGGGCCAAGGCACUCAAGUGUGUUGUGUGUGAUCAUCCUAGGCCCAAUAGUCUGCUAGCUGAACCUAUUGAACUGGCAUCAGAGCCUGAGAGCCAACAACCAUCCUCAAAACUCAAUGAACAGGACAGGGACAACAGGAGGGGUGUAAUUGGGCAUGUGGUUGGGCAAGGAGUUGGAGGUGUGGUAGGUGGUGUCGGGGGAUGUAGCAGCAGCCAGAGAAGGUCACCGCCAACGUCAAAACAGGAGUCAGAGGUGAACAUGGACUUUCAGAGGAUUGAACUGGCAUCAGGGGCUGGGGUUGGGAGCAAAGAGGAGCUCGAGGUGGAUUUCAAAAAACUGAAACAGAUUAAGAACAGGAUGAGAAGGACUGACUGGCUGUUCCUCAAUGCAUGUGUCGGUGUCGUAGAAGGUGACCUGGCAGCUGUGGAAGCCUACAAGUCGUCAGGAGGGGACAUCGCACGACAGCUAACAUCAGACGAGGUGCGCCUAUUAAAUCGGCCCUCGGCAUUUGAUGACGGCUUCACGCUGGUUCACCUGGCAAUCCGCUUCCAGAGACAGGACAUGCUGGCAGUGUUACUCACUGAGGUCUCCCAACAGGCAGCCAAGUGUAUUCCAGCCAUGGUGUGUCCUGAGCUGACAGAGCAGAUUCGUCGUGAGGUAGCGGCUUCCCUUCACCAGCGCAAGGGCGACUUUACCUGCUAUUUCCUCACUGACCUGGUGACCUUCACCCUACCUGCAGACAUUGAGGACUUGCCCCAAGCAGUUCAGGAAAAACUGUUCGAUGAGGUGCUGGACCGAGACGUACAAAAAGAACUUGAAGAGGAGUCUCCCAUCAUCAACUGGUCCCUGGAGCUCGGCACCAGGUUAGACAGUCGACUGUAUGCUCUGUGGAACCGGACGGCUGGGGACUGCCUCCUUGACUCUGUGCUGCAGGCUACAUGGGGCAUCUACGACAAGGACUCUGUUCUCCGCAAGACCCUCCACGACAGUCUGCACGACUGUUCUCACUGGUGA